Molecule: messenger RNA, 6175 nt
Organism: Xiphias gladius (swordfish)
Lineage: Eukaryota; Metazoa; Chordata; Actinopteri; Istiophoriformes; Xiphiidae
Gene: pdxkb
Product: pyridoxal (pyridoxine, vitamin B6) kinase b
Exons: 12
Coding region: 202-1125 (307 amino acids)
Biological process (GO): pyridoxal 5'-phosphate salvage
Cellular component (GO): cytosol
Molecular function (GO): pyridoxal kinase activity
Source: RefSeq, a predicted model, not a curated record
UUGCUGUGGCUGCACGCGACCCCUCGGCUGUCCGGUCAGCGCGUGACACCACUUCUCGGGGUUCGCGGUUGGCGACACGUCAGUGACGACACACGACUGACAGCCUCAGCGGCCUCGACCGAUUCCCGCUAUCUUUGCGUACGCGAUAAUCGUUGAAAUAACGGAUUAUCUGCAUCUCUCCUCGGCUGACCGGGAGCCGCCAUGGAAUGCCGUGUGCUGUCCAUACAGAGCCAUGUAGUCCGGGGAUACGUGGGCAACAAGAGCGCCUCUUUCCCCUUACAGGUUUUAGGGUUUGAGGUGGACUCCAUUAACUCUGUCCAGUUCUCCAACCAUACCGGUUACUCCCAUUGGAAAGGCCAGGUGUUGACAGCAGACGAGCUCCAUGUUCUUUAUGAAGGCAUCAAACUGAACAACGUACACCACUAUGACUAUGUUUUAACAGGGUAUACCAGAGACACAUCCUUCUUGGAGAUGGUGGUGGACAUUGUUCAGGAGUUAAAGAGAGCCAACCCCAACCUGGUGUAUGUAUGUGACCCCGUCCUCGGUGAUCAUGGAUCUAUGUACGUUCCGCAGAAUCUUUAUCCGGUCUAUAAGAACAAGGUGGUUCCUGUUGCUGACAUUAUUACUCCAAACCAGUUUGAGGCUGAAUUAUUGACAGGGAAAAACAUCAGCACAGAGAAAGAUGCUGUAGAGGUAAUGGACCUUCUCCAUGCUAUGGGCCCAGACACAGUGGUCAUCACCUCCUCUGAUCUGCCCUCCAGACUGGGAGACCGCUUCCUGGUGUCGCUGGGCAGCCAGCGUCACGUUCGUCCAGACGGCACAAGGACAACACAGAGAGUUCGAAUAGAAGUUCCCAAAGUGGAUGCCGUCUUCGUAGGAACCGGAGAUUUGUUUGCUGCUAUGCUGCUAGCGUGGACACACCACCACCCUAAUGACCUAAAGACGGCAUGUGAGAAGACUUUUUCAGUGAUGCACCACGUUAUCCAGAGGACCAUAUCUUAUGCUCACGAGUUAGCAGGUCCUGGUCGGAGGCCCAGUCCGCCCCAGCUGGAGCUGAGGAUGGUUCAAAGUAAAGCUGACAUAGAAGACCCUGCUAUAGUUACGGAGGCCACGGUCAUAUCCUAACAUUACCGACCCAUAAGACUCAUACUAACCUUGUUCUCUUCACCCAUAAAUAUCUCAACUCCUGUAUCUUGGUAAAUCUCUCAUCACUGUAAACCUUGAAUGUCAUCUCCUAACUUCAGCACCUCAUAAUCCAGACUCCUUAAACCCCUUAGUAUCGUAAUCCCUUUAGUCCCUACAACCUAAACCCUUUACCCUUUUAACUCCUCAGUGUCCUAACCCCUUAAACCGAACCCUUAACCCGUAACUCCUAUGACCCUUGACCCUAACCGUGUUUUGGAUCCAGAGCCAUGGAUAGACAGAAGGUUUUGGUGUGGUUGGACUGUGGCGGACUCUUGCUGCCUCUUCUCGGCUGCUCUAUGGAAAGCUUUAGGGUUUAAGUGUUAUUUUUCACUUCAAGAUUGCUCUGAUAUAACUUAAUUGCACAAAUAUGUUGUAUACGAAGGAUUUAAAAAAAAAAAAAAAAAAACACACAAGGCUCAUUAUCACAAUUGAGAAAUUGUUUUUGGAGCUGUUAAUUCAGAAUUGAGUAAAUGUGGGGUAGGUGUUUGUCCUUGGACCUUAGAGCAGUUAUAGUCAUUACGCUAUUGAUUUUCUGUAACUCUAUCGUGGGGAGUGGAAAGUUGGGAGUGAAUACAGAAAAUUUUAGCAGGGAGCAAGAAUGAAGAAGUCAAUUGAGAGGAGGAGCUGCUGUCAGAAGUAUUUUUUCCCACUGUGAAUUCACAUUUGAAAAUAUCUAUCGGCACUCGCUGUUAUAACACUUCUUACAAAACAGGGAAACUUCCUGGAUUAUUUCACAAUUCUAUACACACACGCACGCACACACAAUACUACAACCAAAAACUGAUCCAAAAUCGAAAGUGAAUCCCAGCUACUGAAUGUUACAGCAUCUAAAAAGUUCUCCAAAACUCUACCUCUAAAUUACUACAGAUAAACCUGCCUACUUCAUUGCUCUAUUACUGCCAGGCCACUCAACUCAAUACUCUGUGUAAUUUUGACAGCGUUGCACUCUGGCGAUGGUCCUCCACACCGGCUGCCAAGUAGCGAGACUGCCACUGUAAAGCUGUAAUGAUCAAACACCGUUUAUCUAUGGCUCUGCCCACCACUAUUUCGACCCCCUCCCCGUCUUACAGCAGUGAUGUAAUGGUGACCAAGUCUAACCCCCCAGACCCCUUGACAAUAAUAACAAAGGUUAAAAAAAAAAAAAACGCACAAUGUAUAGUUGAUGUAUAGAUGUUGUACUAUAACUGUAUUGGACCAUCUGUAUGAUAUCUUCUAUCUGAUCUGUCUCUUGGACCAUUGUGUUGAUGCUACUGUACUAUAGACCACACACACACUAAAAUAUCACCCAAAAAAGUGAUAUCUGGGAUGGUUCUGGCACUCUGGGAGGCUCCAGUGGCUCCAGCCCUUGUCCCUUGGUAGUAAUAGGUAACUGUCUAAUAGUCAUAGUAUAUAAUUGAAACUCUUUCAUCCCAACAUAAAGAAGAAUGGGCGACCCUAGCUGUCUGAGCUCCCCUUGGCCGAUUUUAUUUACGUUAGACCAAUCAGAAAUCGGCUGCCCCAGUGCCAGAACCAACCCACAUCAUGCCGGGUGGUUCCCGGCCCAGCUCUGGCCCAGAACCCUAUAUCUGAGAGUUGUGCCACUGAUUUUACCGGAGGCCUCAAGAAGUUGUAGAAGGAGCCUACCCUCGUCACAGCAGGAGACUGCCCCCAUGUCCAGAAGCAGCUCUGCAAACCUUUGUCUUAGAAAAUAUAUUUUUGGUUCACUUCACACUCCGCUCUGGUCACAAAAACAGAAAUGAUGCCAGUAGGUCGAGUUUUAAUACAAUGGCAGGAGUUACAUUUUUUAAUUAAAGCAUUAAGGAUGGUACUGUACUAUCUGGGUAAAAUGACGCCUGUUUUGAAAUGACUUCUGCCCUGUUCGCCAAGCACAGAAUAUCCGUGAUUGUCUUCUUCAGCUGAUGACUAUUUUUUUAUCACCUAAUCUGUCUAUUACUUUUUUCAAUGAGAUUAUCACUUUGUCUAUAAAACUGCAAAAAUUUGUGAAAAAUUACCCUCACUUUUUCCCCGAGCCCGAAGUGACCUCUUCGAAUCGCACGUUUGUCCCAACAAAUAGUCCCAAACCCAAAGAUUCACAGUGAUACAAAGCAGCAAAUCCUCACAUUUGAGAACGUAGAACCAACAAAUGCUUUACAUUUUGCAUAAUAAUAAUAUCUAAUAUCAUAAUAGCCACAGUACUAUUUGAGAGGACUAGUAGAUGCUUGAAAGUACCGUUGCGAUACUGUUUAAAGCACAUAGAUCACAUAUUUGUGAUCUAACCUAUCCUGUUAGCUCAGAACCUUUUUUUUUUUAAUACUGUAACCAAAGUUUUGAUUUCAGGAAAUCAAACCUUACACACAGCUGCCACGAACACUUAAAAAUCAGGACCAUCAACACGUCAAUUCCACAAUCUGGUCACCCAGUUGCUAACCAGCCACUAAACUAGCUAACUUGCGACCUCGGAACAGUCGCGUUGUCUCCCCCAGUGUUGGCAGCUGAUUUGAUACUGCACAGUCAAUCUAAAGUCUUCAGUUACGCUACGACGAGAUGCUGGUCAUAAAAGUCUUGUGGUUGCACUGGUAAUGAAUUCUAAAUGACCGUCAUAUUCUGUUUUUCGCGGUGGAGUGUGAUGGGAAAAGAGGUGAUGAGAACAUGACGUGCGGCAGUGGUAAUGAGCUGGUUUCAAACCAAUGAUGUCGCGAGAACUUGGCAUGUGCCUUAGCCCGCUGAGCUACCAGGGCACCACAGGAAAUGAGAUUUUAAUGAGAUUUUAACAUUUUUAAGUUGCCUCAGAAUCUUUUUUUCCCCUCGUUGCUUCCUGAUUUGAAUGUCCAGUAAUGUUUUAAGUACGGGAAACGGCAACAAUUUCAGCCAACUUUGCUUGGCAGCAACAUACAGUGUUGGAAACCAAAUAACCCGAGGCUUUAAAAAGGCAAAAGAACAAAUUCAAAUGCCGUCAGUGUCCCACCUGAGCUGGAUGUAAGGUUCUGGGCAGGCCAGUGUAAUUCUGUACUGCUGUUGUUUCUCUAUGAACUGUACUGUGAUACUGCCUUAGGAACCUAACAUCAUAACACCACCAUACUGCUCACUGAGGGAGAGGUGGAGAGGGAGGAGGAGGGGGAGGGAAGGAAACAAGAGAUGUCUUAAAUGUACGUCCUUUAGACUACACAUUUCUGUACUGCAUUGCGUCUGAAAGGAGCAAAAAAAAGAGGUUUCACAUGCUUAGAUUUCUGUUUGAAUCUAUAAAAAUAUUUUUUAGGGCUGUGAGUAAUGAUUUUUUUCAUUAUCAAUUAAAAUGAUCUGAUUAUUCUUUCAAUUAACCAAUUAAUUGUUUGGUUUAUAAAUUGACAACUAACUGUUACAACUAACAUAUCAAAACCCAAAGAUAUUCAAUUUGCAGUGAUAUAAAACGCAAAGAAGAAGCAAAUCUUCACUUUUGAGGAGCUGGUACCAGCAAGUUUUCACCAACUUUGCUUGAUAAGUGACUUAAACGAUUAAUCAAAAUUGUCGUUAAUUUUCUCUAAUUGAUUUAUUAUUUGAGUUUGUUUUCUGCAUUUUAAACUUUAUUGACCAGAGACUCGGAGGUCAUCUGAAAACACCUCUCGGACUAAUGGUUGAGGGGGGAAAAAAAUGCAGUCUCAUUUUUAAAGUUGUAGUAGUUAAUAUUGAUUUGUACUAGUACAGUUACAUUGUGCCACUGUAGCACUGAUUGUCAUAUCAAUAGCAGACUGCUGUGUCUGUGCGCUUGGCCAACCGGCUUUCAAGUCUGCCACAAUCAACGUGUACUAUCCAAUCCUCUGCUUCCUGCUAACAGACCAGUCAGCCGUAUUAUUGGGUCAAAGUGUGUCUACCUGUCGUGCCCGUGCGUGUUGUGCGCGUGAGCGAGUGUAUGUCCGUGUGUGUACGCUGUGUAAACGUCCUUUAUGGUCACAGGGUUUCGUGUGUAUGUGUGCGCAUGUGAAAUGAAAAGCGGAAAUCCCUGAAAAGUAAAACCAACAAAGAGGAGAAGGAGGGUAAAAAAACAAAAAGAAAAGAGAGACAGGAAUAGUGUACACGAGGAGGGGAGGCGAGGUGUUGUAGGUGGUGUAUGUUCAAGAGGACAAUCACUCGAUGAUGUUAUGCAGUGUUGCACUGCUCCCUUUUCCCUUAUCUGCUAAACAAAUAGAGGACUGUUUUUGUUCUGGACUUCCUGAAAGGGGGACUUUCCUUGAUGCCUCACAUCUCCUCUUUCUCGUCUUCCCCUUCCACCCAUCCGCAUCCCACUUGCCUCCCUGCGGUGCCAGUCGUUGUGUCUGUAUUGCUAGUUUUUAAGCCUUAGCCUCGCCGUGUGUGUUAGAUUGUUAUACUGUACCCCCAGCUUCUCCCCAUCUCUCUGCUAGAUCUCUUCUCAUUGCUGGUCACAACAACCUGCCUCUAUCUCCAAUUGCUUGCCGUGUCUUUUGUAAUACAACUUAAUUUCCCUUCGCUCUUGUUUAAAAAAAACAAAAAACAAAAAGCCAACAACAACAGCAGAAAAAAGCUGCUGUUGCGUACUAACCGCUGCUGUUGGCUUGUUUAACUACACUGCAUCCGAUUCCUCCGUUAAACAUCUGGAUUGAGUUGCACCUGCUCUUUUAUAAAUCUUUCACUUAGUUUCACUAAGCACAAGCCUCUGCGCCUUCUCAGUAACCACUGGCUAGUUUCAAACGUGGGAUUUGCGAGCUCAAGUUGCACCAUCUGACCUUCAGAAACGUCUUGGCUAGUUAGGACUUAGGUAAUUUAUAAAUCAGGUUUGUCUGUAAUCUGCAGUGGCGUCCAAUCAAAAGCAACUUGAAGAUGCAGGUAUGAGUGAGCUUUAUUCGUAUAUGAUUAAAUGGAGAAAUUGGAGAGGGUAAUAAUUAUUAUUAUUCAUGUAGGUAAAAGCCUCUCGUUUUUCUUCUAAGAAAAAACGAGCUUCUUACUCUGAGUAAUCAGAUAUCCAUGAAUACAUAGAAGUUUCACACCUUUUGGGUAUUUCCCAUUAGAUAUUUUAUUU